This is a messenger RNA of Paramecium pentaurelia, 688 nucleotides long. NCBI's taxonomy places the organism in Eukaryota, Ciliophora, Oligohymenophorea, Peniculida, Parameciidae. The record is from the annotation of a GenBank genome assembly.
AAUGGUUAAAAACUCAGCAUAAGACCCUUAAGACAAUUCUUUAUAAAUGAAAGUAAAGAAGAAAUUUAUUUUGAAUAGAUUAGAUAAUACUUAGUUUCAGGCAGAAGACUUCCAUCAAAAGAAGAUCCAAAUCCAAAAGUCAUUAGCAUGAGAAUUUUUGCCAGAAAUACAGUGGCAGCCAAAAGCAGAUUUUGGUAUGAUCAUAAGGCUACAAUUUAGGUGGAAUUUAAGAAGAUUAAAUAAACUAAAACCAUCACAUGGUUAGAUUUUAGCAGUUUAAGAAUUGUUUGAGAGAAGAGAUACAAAUGUUAAGACAUAUGGAAUAGUUCUUAAAUAUUAAUCAAGAACAACAAUACACAAUAUGUAUAAAGAAUUCAGAGAUACUACAUUAAAUGGUGCUGUGUCUUAAUUAUGUAAGUAUCUCAUAAAUUAAUUCUUUUUAGACUAAGAAAUGGCAGGAAAUCAUAGAGCAUAACCAUAAACAAUUCACAUUCUCAGAACAUCUGUAUUGACAAAGAGUGCUGAUAUCAAGAGAGGCAAAACAAAUUAAUACAGAGUAUAUGAAUUUGCUAUUUAUUAAAGGGAGAUUCAAUAAAAUUCCCAAUUGUUAAGACUGUUCCAAGAGCAAGCCAUAAAAAAUUCAGAACUGUUUUCAAAGCAAAAAGACCAAAUCUUUAUAGAUCAUGAU